This is a messenger RNA of Mesorhabditis spiculigera, 1272 nucleotides long. NCBI's taxonomy places the organism in Eukaryota, Metazoa, Nematoda, Chromadorea, Rhabditida, Rhabditidae. The record is from the annotation of a GenBank genome assembly.
AUGAGCGGUGGAAUGUAUGCGGGAGACGAGGUCGGGGCUAUUGUAUUCGACGCUGGCUCCCAUUCGUUCCGAUGCGGAUUCGCCGGGGAGGAGUUUCCGACGAGCGACAUUUCUUCUUCAAUUGGCGUCGAUGAAGCAGUUGCAAUGGAGACCGACGACACGUCCAUCACGAAGCGCGAGCGCAAGAUCUACAUCGGGACCACCAAGAACAUCGUGCCCAGGGCGAAUUGUGAGAUCAAGAACUUCAUGAGCGACGGAAUGAUCGAAGACUGGGACCUUUUCGAAGAAAUGAUGAACUACGCCUACAAGGACGCAUUGCGAACAGACUCCUCGGACCAUCCUGCCCUCUUUUCCGAAAGCGCGUGGAACGACAAGGCGAAACGUGAAAAGCUAACCGAGCUGGCCUUCGAAAAGUACAACGUGCCCGCCUACUUCUUGGUCAACAACGCCGUUCUCGCCGCCUUUGCAAAUGGGCGCACGAGUGGCCUAAUCGUGGACAGUGGCGCUACACAGACCUCCGCUGUGCCGGUUUUUGACGGAUACGCGGUUAAGCAUGCUAUCGUUCGAUGCCCGUUGGGUGGCGAUAUGAUCAGCGAACAAAUCGAAAAAGUGUUGACGGAGCAAAAGAUUGACGUGGUGCCAACUUAUCGUAUUAAGGCUAAGGAAGAAGUAAACGAGGGUGAGCCAGCAAAAUGGACCGAGAAGGCUAAUCUGCCAGCCGUUACCGAGAGUUAUGACAAGUUCAUGAGGAAACUGCUUCUCCAAGAUAUGGCCGCAUCAGUACUGCAACUUUGCGAUGUGCCCAUCGACCCGGAAUCCGCCGAAAAGCUGCCCUCCUCCCCAUAUGCUUUCCCGAAUGGUUUCCACAAGGAAUUCUUGGGUGAGCGGAUAAAGAUCCCUGAGGGUCUAUUCGAUCUGAAGUACUUGCGUGAUGUUGACACCUCCUCGCUGAUGAACGUCAGCCACCUUGCGUGGAGCUCCUGCGGGAUGUGCGAUGUCGAUAUGCGACCGAGCAUGUACCAAAAUGUUCUCGUGACUGGUGGCAACUCGUUGAUUCUUGGAUUCACCGAACGACUCAGCCACGACCUGUCGCAAAAAUGCCCGCCGAGCGCUCGCAUCCGUUUGUCGGCGCCUCCAACUUCUAUGGAGCGUCGCUUCGGCCCGUGGAUCGGCGGCUCAAUUUUGGCCUCCGUGGGAACUUUCCAACAAAUGUGGAUCAGCAAGACCGAGUACGAGGAGAGCGGCCGGUCCAUCGUCGACAAGAAAUGCCCG